Molecule: messenger RNA, 1248 nt
Organism: Symbiodinium sp. CCMP2456
Lineage: Eukaryota; Dinophyceae; Suessiales; Symbiodiniaceae
Source: the annotation of a GenBank genome assembly
AUGUUCUGGAAGCACUUGGGUGCUGCGGAGACUUGUGAUCUUUUGGACUAUGACCUCCUCGUAAGCUUCAUGCGCCCGUUUCUGGUCGCUGCAUACCAGGGAGUUGGGCCAAGGCGAGACCUUACGGUCGAGAAGGAGACCAAGCAGGAGCGUACCGAGCAACUGGAUUCGGUCAAAGUCGAAUUUGCUGAGUUACUGACGGCGGUCAAGAACAAGGCCAGGGGCUUCAUGCAACCGAAGAAGGCCUACCGCUGUCUCGGUACACCGGGGAAGGAUCGCGUAACGAAGAACGAGAACCGUGCCUUCUUCCGGUGUUUCAACCUGGCUGGUGAGCAAGCUGAAGCCUUCUACGACCGCCUUGCAGAGGUUGGCUCUGGCGAGGUGAGCCACUCUUUGUUUACAGAGGCUCUCAACGAUUGCUUUGUCCGUGAGCCAGACUAUGGCUCCUUCAGGAUUCCCAAGAAGAAGGAGCUCCCGCAAGCCCCGGCUCUGGAUGAAGUGGAUGAAGAGGCCCCGGAGGAGCCAGCCUGGAGCAGGCUCAGAACCUACCAGCCAGCCGAGGAGACGCUGUUCAGUUUCAAGCAGACUGUGGACAGAAAGCUCCUGAAGGAACUCCGAGAGGUGAUGCGCGAUAUCGGCCACAAAGUUCGGAUGAGCUAUAAGCGCCCUCGUGAUGCUCUUCGCCCACUGGAUCUGCAGAAGGACGGCAUAAUCCGCAAAGAGGAGAUGCGGGACUUUUUCCGCGGUUUCAACAAGUCUGAAAGCUUCGCAGACCAGGUCUUCACCCUCCUGGAUCCCUCCGGGACCGGAAAGGUGGACUUUAGCGAGUUCCUGAUGCACUUCGACGAAGUGCUGACACCCGCCCACCGGCAGGUGGAACGAGCGCCCGUCAUCGGCCUGGCCGAUUUGGGAAGGUCGAUGCAGGCCGCAACUGUCGUGAAUGCCAUGGGGCACCGCAUGCUGACAAAAUAUGCGAAUGCUCGGCAAGCUUUUCGCGACCUUGACCUGGACAAGGAUGGGAAGGUAAGUAGGAAAGAGUUGCAGUUCUUCGUUAAGAAGAUGGGCCUCCCGGUCGAAGCGGCCGAUGUGCUGUUUGAAGCCCUGACGCCCAGCGAUUUCGGAGGCUUGGCCCGCUUGCCGACUUGCACACUUUUUCUGGGCAGUUCAUGUAAUACUCUGCACCAUCCAUAUGUAUAUAUAUAUACACACANNCACACACACACACACUCACCGAUACCCAGAAAUUAA